Messenger RNA from Adineta ricciae, 1464 nucleotides. The record is from the annotation of a GenBank genome assembly. Lineage: Eukaryota; Metazoa; Rotifera; Eurotatoria; Adinetida; Adinetidae.
AUGAUCGAUAGUGUCAGUUGGAAACAAUAUGAUAAAUGCAAGAGCUUUGAUUUAUGCAGAAAAUGUGGAAAAUUAACUGAGAAUCCGUUAGAAUAUGAUACUGGAUCGAAACAUAAAUCAUUUCAUCCCAAUGAUGAUCCAGUCAGUAGUAAAAACAUGUCAUUGGUAAUGGUCGGAAAUACUGAUAAAGAAUUGGAUAAUAAUAUUGAUACAAUAAACGAAGGGUACUUCAGAAUGAUAAUGAAACGGGAGGAAAUCCAAAAUGAUUGGCAAAUGUCUAUUAUUAUGGAUGCAUUACAUAGAGAAAAAAAAUCAUCACCACCAUCAUUUUUAUCAUUAUUAUCAUCAGACGAACGGUCUAAAUUAAAUUCAAUGAUGAUAGAGUACAAUGUACCAAAAGAUGAAAACACUGUACGUGUAUUGAGCUUAGAUGGUGGAGGUGUGCGUGACUACAUGUCCAUUAAAGUUCUCGAGCAACUGAUAAAAGAUAAUUAUCUUCCUAACAUUAAUCCUAAGUAUAAAGAAUACAAGGAAGAAUUUAAAAAUGGUCAACACAAAUUUACUAAGCAAUUCGAUUACUUUGCUGGUAAGAGUACAGGUGGGCUCAUUGCUUUCUGUUUGGCCACCGAAUAUCCUCUAUUGGAGAUUAAGGAGAUAUAUGCAAAAUCGUCAGAUUAUUUCAAAAAAAUUGGACACCUUGGAUGUUCGAUACACGACACCAUUGAUAACAUUAUUAAGGAGAGAUUUAAAAAUACGCUCAAUGAAGAAGUAACAUUAACAGCCGAAAAUGCAACUUUACAUGAUUUACAUAAAUUGUUGAAUCCCAAUGAAGGUACAACAACAACAAUAACAGCAAUUCAUAACACUAAUAAAAAAGUAUUAAUUAUUAAUGCUUACAAUAUAACGACAAGUUGCAUUACUGCAUUUAAUACAAGUUGUAAAGAACACUGGGGAUAUCUUGUAGGAGAUGUAUUAAAAGUCACAAUGGCUGCUCCUACUUACUUUCGACCGUGGCAUAUGUGUCAAUGGGAAAAGAAAGGAGAUGAUCAAGUUUUUAUUGAUGGUGGUGUGUUUGCUAAUGAUCCAGAAUUAACAGCGACAUGGUCAAUACGAAUGCAUCUAGCACGAUUGGUUAAUUAUCGUAUACUUUCUAUUGGCACAGGAUGUUAUAGUCCACAAUUAGAUUCAAAUAGUUGGGGUGGUUAUUGGACAUGGAUAGCCAACCUGUUUAAACCAGGAUUAUUGGUCAAUACAUUAAUGGAUGCUACGGGUAGUUUAACCGAAACCGUUGUGAACGAUUUAGCCAAAUUCAAUUACAAGUUAAAAAUAUCUAUGGAGUUAGAUGAUCCGAAAUUUCCGGCGAUGUUUGACGAUGAAUGGGAGAAGUUUGUUAACUCGUCAGCAAAGAAAUUGACAAACAUAUCAGAAGAUGGGUCGAGAGGUCUAUCAAUAGACAAAUUGUAA